Molecule: messenger RNA, 222 nt
Organism: Sphaeroforma arctica JP610
Lineage: Eukaryota; Ichthyosporea; Ichthyophonida
Exons: 1
Source: RefSeq, a predicted model, not a curated record
ACACACAAGUCAGUCAUACACACGCUGACAUACACCAUCAACCCCCACCGCGAACCUACGCCAAAACACCACACACGCACACACGACAGCUCUGAGAGGCGAAGACCCGUCACAGACGGCUUUGAACGGGCGCCAUCGGAGCGGCAGGCGAUCGUCGACAGUACAGAUACACACAACACGCACGACCGAAGCGACGAAGAUUCGAUCAUUAAACACGUCAAG